CUUCAGGUGCGUGAGAUGGAGGCAGAGCUUGAAGAUGAAAGGAAGCAGAGAGCUCUUGCUGUAGCUGCCAAGAAGAAACUGGAGAUGGACCUCAAAGAUGUGGAAGCGCAGAUCGAGGCUGCAAACAAGGCCCGUGAUGAAGCCAUUAAACAGCUACGCAAACUCCAGGCCCAGAUGAAGGACUACCAGAGGGAGCUGGAGGAGGCGCGCGCUUCUCGUGAUGAGAUCUUCGCUCAGUCUAAGGAGAACGAGAAGAAGCUCAAGAGUCUCGAGGCUGAGAUUCUGCAGCUGCAAGAGGACCUGGCAUCUUCAGAGAGAGCCCGACGCCACGCUGAACAGGAAAGAGACGAGUUUGCAGAUGAGAUUUCCAACAGUGCCUCUGGAAAGGCAGCCCUCUUGGAUGAGAAGAGGAGGCUGGAGGCUCGUAUUGCCCAGCUGGAGGAAGAGCUAGAGGAGGAACAGAGCAAUAUGGAGCUCCUGAACGACCGCUUCCGCAAGACCACUAUGCAGGUGGAUACCCUGAACACAGAGCUGGCGGGAGAGCGCAGUGCCGCCCAGAAGAGCGAGAACGCCCGUCAGCAGUUGGAGCGGCAAAACAAAGAUUUGAAGGCCAAACUGCAGGAACUUGAGGGAUCCAUCAAAUCAAAGUUCAAGGCCUCUAUCGCCGCCCUGGAGGCCAAGAUUAUCCAGCUAGAGGAGCAGCUUGAACAGGAAGCAAAGGAGAGAGCUGCAGCCAAUAAGACUGUGCGUCGCACAGAGAAGAAACUCAAGGAGGUGUUCAUGCAAGUGGAGGAUGAGCGUCGCCAUGCUGACCAGUACAAAGAGCAGGUGAAUGAAACCCAAAUCCUAAUCUCCAUUCUCAAAGUGUACUAG
Molecule: messenger RNA, 873 nt
Organism: Sinocyclocheilus rhinocerous
Lineage: Eukaryota; Metazoa; Chordata; Actinopteri; Cypriniformes; Cyprinidae
Product: myosin heavy chain, embryonic smooth muscle isoform-like
Exons: 6
Coding region: 16-873 (285 amino acids)
Cellular component (GO): myosin complex; bicellular tight junction
Source: RefSeq, a predicted model, not a curated record